Molecule: messenger RNA, 741 nt
Organism: Daldinia childiae
Lineage: Eukaryota; Fungi; Ascomycota; Sordariomycetes; Xylariales; Hypoxylaceae
Product: L-serine dehydratase
Exons: 2
Coding region: 1-741 (246 amino acids)
Biological process (GO): L-threonine catabolic process; L-serine catabolic process
Molecular function (GO): L-serine ammonia-lyase activity; threonine deaminase activity
Source: RefSeq, a predicted model, not a curated record
AUGUACCAAGCGAUGCUUGCCAAACCCGCCGGCAACGUGCACUUCUACUGCUCGUCGGGCGGAAACGCAGGCCUGGCGUGCGCAACGGCGGCAGCGACCCUGGGACAGCCGUGUACUAUCGUCGUGCCGAUGAUUACUUCCCAGCACAUGAUUGAGAAGAUACGACUCCUCGGCGCCAAAGUCCACCAGGUAGGCACCAACUGGGCCCUCGCGGACGAACACCUACGCACCGCGCUCCUCGCCCACGACCCCACCGGCGUCUACGUCCCGCCCUUCGACCACCCGGACAUCUGGGCGGGCAACAGCACCAUCGUCGACGAGCUCGCCACGCAGCUGCCGGCCCACGGCGUAGCGCACAUCGACGGCAUAGCGUGCAACUGCGGGGGCGGCGGGCUGCUCAACGGGAUCAUGGCCGGCGUGCAGAAGCACUACACCUCCGCCGGGGCAAAAGAACCGACGGUCCUGGCUGUCGAGACCGUAGGGGCGGACAGUCUGAACGCCAGCGUCAAGGCGGGACAACUGGUCACGCUGCCGGGGAUCACCAGCAUCGCGACUAGUCUGGGCGCGCCGCGGGUCGCGGAGCGCACGUUCCGGUGGAGUCGGGAGGCGCGGCAUCUGGAGAGCUUGGUGGUGACGGAUGCGGAGGCGGUGAUGGGUCUGUGCGGUUUGCGGACGACGCGCGGGUGUUGGUGGAGGUGGCGUGCGGGGCUACGCUGGCGACGGUGUAUAAUGGGGACUUGA